Brassica oleracea var. oleracea is the source of this 1594-nucleotide messenger RNA. Its product is annotated as cytochrome c oxidase subunit 5b-1, mitochondrial. The record is from RefSeq and is a predicted model, not a curated record. The transcript is spliced from 7 exons. The coding region runs from base 886 to 1416 and encodes 176 amino acids. Lineage: Eukaryota; Viridiplantae; Streptophyta; Magnoliopsida; Brassicales; Brassicaceae.
GCGUGUCAGUUGCGUGUUGGUCCUCCUGUGUUUGUCUUCUCCUUUCUCCUUCGAGAAAUCAAAAUUUUUUUUCUUCCUCCGAUUUCGAUCUCCAUCUUCUCUGUGAUUUUGAUUAAUGCUUCCUCCAGUUUCGUUCACUGCGAAUUAUAUUGGGAAAUCAGAUAAAAUCACAGAAAAUUGAGAGUAAACCUAGAAGAAAUGAAAUCAAUUUUUUUUUUUCAAAAGAAGCAAAUAAAGAAACUAUAUAAAGAUGGCGAAGAAGAAGUGUGAGCAAUGUGACGGUGUAGCCGCUGCUUCUCCUCGCCGAUCCAUAGCCCCCACCACCGCGAGACCCGUUGGCUUCCAUCGCGCUGCCAAUCCCGCUUCGUCUUCUUCCGUCAUCCGUCCCUGUUUCAGCUCCAAAUCAGGUGUGGAGACAAUAGCGAAGAAGAAGGUGGAGGAUGUUAUGCCCAUUGCAACUGGACACGAGAAGGAGGAGCUUGAAGCUGAACUUGAGGGGAGAAGGCUGCUUAACAUUGACUUUCGUGUUUGGUCUCUGUUCAACCAUACUAAUCUGCUUCCUCUUCUUGACCAUGCUAUUAUUUCUGUUAAGGUAAGUGUAAGCAUACGACUCUGAAACUUACAUGGCUGAUUUUUUUUUUUAAAUGUUUUUGCUUGUUUUUUUUUCUUGGGGGUGUUCACUUUGGCUCUGGCUUUUGUCGUUGGAUUGACAUGUGCCUUCACCAAUGGGAAAGUGAUUCUAGAGUCAGCUAUCUUGACAACGGUUGUGGUGCUUUCCUUCACCGUGUACACCUUCUGGGCUGCUAAGAGAGGAUAUGACUUCAACUUCCUCGGACCAUUCUUGUUCGGUGCUCUCAUCGUGCUCAUUGUCUUUGCCAUGAUAAAAUGGCAGUGAUUGAGAGAGAGAGAAAGAGAGAAUUUGGUUGGGGAGAGAUGGAAGGCGUAGGGUCGAGAUUGAGCCGAACGUCAUCGAGAUACAGUGGUCCGGCUGCGACGGCGGUGUUCAGCGGCCGUGUAAGGAAGUGGAAGAAGAAGUGGGUACGUGUCUCCACGUCACCAGUCGGCGUUUUCCGAGCAUCUAAAUCCAACGGUCGUAGCAGCAAUUCCCCACACCAUCUACUUCUCCAUAAGUGGACUCCACUUUCCUCCGAAGCUAACGGUUCCGGUGAGACGGAGGAGACGCCUAAACGAAGAUUCAGAUACGCUCCAAUUGCGAUGUUUGAGCAUAGGGAGAAAGUGGGUGCUAAGGAUUCUGAGGUUGAAGCGGAAGAGACUGACGAAUUCGACAAUGAUUCUCCAUUGCCUAAAGCCGCUGGGCUGGACAUGAACUUAACUGACUCGGACCAAACUAAGGAGGCAAAAACUCGUCACUUGAAACUGGGACUGUGUCUUAAUUCUGAAGGGACUGAAGAAUGAAGAGAGAAAUCAUGCUAAACUGAGGCUACCUACCAUGUCUCAUAGUUUAACUCUUAUAGUAUCCUUCUGGAUCUGUAUCUUGUUGUAGUAGUGUAUCUCUAGUUAGAAGAAGCUAUAUGUGUAUGAUCAAAAAGCCUGGCUCCAUCAGAAUCAAAAUCAUAUCAUCCGAUGUUCCAUU